Penicillium brasilianum is the source of this 3168-nucleotide messenger RNA. NCBI's taxonomy places the organism in Eukaryota, Fungi, Ascomycota, Eurotiomycetes, Eurotiales, Aspergillaceae. The record is from the annotation of a GenBank genome assembly.
CGGACCUCGAAGCUGAUGAACCACCUGCUUGAAGUAUUUUUCAGGCGUGGACUUGAUUAAGUAAAGUGCUGGCAGAUAGCACUAUACCCUUGUCCGUUCAAAGUUCUUUCUCGUCUGUCUGUUGAUGGACUGAGCUAUUAAACGGUAACCAUCAUUAUUUUCGGGCUUUUUGAUCGGCGUUAUCAUAUCGAGGCUAUUCGUGCUCCCGUCCGCCAUCAUGCCUCGUCGCGAUCGUCGCGAAGCUUCUCCGGCCAUGUCGGAGAACGAGUUCGACAUCACAAGUGCGCUUUUUCAACAUGACAAUGAUUCCGACGUCGAUGUCGACAGUUCUGCCCCCCGAUCGAAACCCGAUACUAGGCAAGACCUCGAUUUUCUCAAUUUCGACGACGACGGCGAUGCAGCCUUUAUUGCGACACAACAGGCUUCGGCGAACCGAAAAGGAUCUAAUCUGAAGGGUCGUACGGUGAAGAAAGGAGGUGGUUUCCAGGCCAUGGGUCUCAGUGCCAACGUGCUCAAGGCCAUUGCCCGGAAGGGAUUCUCAGUCCCAACCCCCAUUCAACGAAAGACAAUUCCUGUGAUUAUGGACGACAAGGACGUUGUCGGUAUGGCCCGAACUGGUUCCGGAAAGACUGCGUCAUUCGUUAUUCCCAUGAUUGAGAAAUUGAAGAGCCAUAGCGCCACGUUCGGUGCCCGUGCAUUGAUCAUGUCGCCCUCGCGUGAACUUGCUCUACAGACACUCAAGGUCGUCAAGGAAAUGGGACGUGGAACAGAUUUGAGAUCGGUCUUGCUCGUCGGUGGUGAUAGUCUGGAGGAUCAAUUUGCCAUGAUGGCCGGCAAUCCCGACAUCGUGAUCGCAACACCCGGUCGAUUCUUGCACUUGAAGGUUGAGAUGAACCUUGAUCUAUCGAGUAUCCGUUAUGUCGUGUUCGAUGAGGCUGAUCGUCUCUUCGAAAUGGGUUUCGCUGCCCAAUUGACCGAAAUUCUUCACGGCCUUCCGUCCAACCGACAGACACUCCUUUUCUCUGCGACUCUUCCCAAGUCGCUGGUGGAAUUCGCGCGCGCCGGUCUACAAGAGCCUAGCCUUGUGCGCUUAGAUACCGAGAGCAAGAUUUCCCCCGAUCUUCAAAAUGCUUUCUUUUCCGUCAAGUCGUCCGAUAAGGAGGGUGCAUUGCUUCAUAUAUUGCAUAACGUCAUAAAAAUGCCCACCGGACCUACUGAAGCUACCCAAAGGUUCAAGGCGGAAAAUGAAAACCCCAGGAACAACAAGCGCAAGCGGCCAGCGCACUCUGGACGGUCUAUCUACAAGGAGUCGCCCACGGAGCACUCUACCAUUGUCUUCGCUGCGACGAAGCACCACGUCGACUAUCUUUACUCCCUCUUGGUUGAAGCCGGCUUCGCCACGUCCUACGCCUACGGUAGCCUUGACCAAUUGGCAAGAAAAAUUCAGGUCGAGAAUUUUAGGAAGGGAAUUUCCAACAUCCUCGUUGUCACUGACGUGGCUGCUCGUGGUAUCGAUAUUCCUGUUCUCGCCAACGUGAUCAACUACGAUUUCCCCUCCCAGCCUAAGAUCUUCGUUCAUCGUGUUGGCCGUACCGCCCGUGCCGGGCAGAGUGGAUGGAGUUACAGUCUGGUCCGCGAUGCCGAUGCCCCAUACCUGCUUGAUCUCCAGCUUUUCCUGGCUCGACGCCUGGUGCUGGGCCGUCAAUUCGGAACACAGGUCAACUACGCCGAAGAUGUGGUUGUCGGUACCCUUGCCCGCGAACCUCUCUCCGAGAACUGCGAAUGGGUCAACAAAGUGCUAAGUGAGGUUGCCGAUAUCGCGUCGCAGCGUCAGGUAUCAGUUCGUGGUGAGAAGCUCUACAUGCGUACUCGAAAUGCCGCAUCUUUGGAAAGCGCGAAGCGAGCCAAGAAGGUCACAGCUACCGAGGAUUGGUCUACGCUUCACCCCCUGUUCAACGACGAUGAGAGCGUUAUGGAAGCGGAGCGCGAAAAGAUGCUCGCCCGUAUCGGCGGCUUCCGGCCAUCGGAGACCGUCUUCGAGGUUCAGAACCGACGUGGUGGCAAGCAAGAGGGCGGAGAAGCUAUCGAGACCAUCAAGCGAAUCCGUGCCACAGUGGACAAGAAGAAGCUCCGUGCCCAACACAAGGAACAGUCCGAGCUGGCCGAAUUGGGUAUUAAUGUCAGUCAAGCCGAUGGAGACAACGGCAGCGACGAAGAUGACGAUAUCCCUGACGAGGCUGGAGACAACAUGUCUGAGGCAGAUGAAUCUGAUUUGGAAGUCACUUUCUCCGCCUAUAACCAGAAGGACAAACGAGCCGACAAGUCAGAUGGGCCAUUGGCAACUUCAUUCCAGAAUCCUGAUUACUUCAUGGGAUACACGCCGGCAAACCACAAUAGCGCGGAAGACCGGGCCUACGGUGUCCACUCUGGUACCAACUCCAACUUCGCGCACGAGUCACGGACUGCGACAAUGGAUCUGAAUGGUGAUGAAGGCCAAAAGAACUUUGGCGAGAACCGGUCUAUCAUGCGUUGGGACAAGCGGCACAAGAAGUAUGUCGCCCGCCAGAACGAUGAGGAUGGUUCGAAGGGUACACGCCUCGUCCGCGGUGAAAGCGGUGCCAAGAUUGCCGCCAGUUUCCGCAGUGGCCGAUUCCAGAGCUGGAAGAAGGGCAAGCGUAUGAGCGGCCUGCCUCGCGUGGGUGAAGCCGAGACGCCCGGUCUCUCGACUGGAUCGGGCAUGCCUGGCGCGCACGGCCCUGGGGGUCGAUUCCGACACCAGAGGCAGCAGGCUCCCAAGCGGGCCGACCCGUUGCGAUAUGACUAUGAAAAACAGAAGAAGAAGAAUGAGACUGCUCGGGACCGUCAGCAAUCCCAGGCUGGCGGCGCUGCGUCGCACGGAAAGAGUGAGAUUCGCUCUACUGAAGAUAUUCGGAAGGCGCGGAAGCUGCAGCAGAGACGCCGUGAAAAGAACGCGCGCCCUUCGAGAAAGCGUUAAGAAGGGUCAAGAAAGGUCAAGGGAAGGAUGGAUCGAGUCUUGUAUACAUAGUUUGGGGAGGGUGCAGUCGUUACUUUGGAUGAUGUCUGAUGUCUAUACCUGCCAUCUGCAUUGGAGAUACCACACCAAUUAUCGUUAUCAUGAACACAACCAUAUUCACGGGAUUCCUGGGG